AUGUCAACUGUAUAUGCCUACACAGCGACUAGUGUGACAAACAUGAUGUCUUUGGAUCUAAGAAGUGACAACUGGACGAAACACGAACUGUUGAGAGCGAAUAGAAUUGGUCGCAUUGUAUUCGUAGAGUCAGAUGUAAAGAAUACGUUGGAUUCAACAUUCUGGAAUAACAACAUGGACUUUAUUGCUGAGAUGUUUGCUCGAUCAGUCGAGUUAAUGUUCCACAUGGGGCGCCAACUCACGUUCUCAUUGAGUCAUGUGCCAUUGACGGUGAUGGUUAUUCAACCUGGCCCUGAUGAUCGGUUGCCCAAUGCCAACAUGUUCCCACGCACAUUGACUGAGCUAUCAAUUGGUGGAGAGUUCAAUACAAUGCUCUGUGAUCUCCCAGACAGUCUGACAACACUAAGGAUUCAAUCGAGAGCAUGGGACCAGCCAAUUGCACCAGGGGCACUCCCACCCCGUCUCAAGAGAUUAUACUGUGGCAGAACAUUCAAUCAACUGAUAGCCGAUAAAACAUUCCCAAGAACACUUGAAUAUGUCCAGUUUGGUUAUUCAUUCGACAAACCACUCAACAGCAACAACCUUCCCGAAUCGGUCACCGAUAUCUCUUUUUUUAGAUACAGCCAUCCAUUCAGUCAUCGUACGUGUGUCCGUCUUGAUAUGGGCGGGACUUCAAAGUUUGCUCAUGGCUUGGUGUUCCCCAGCCUCACACACUUGCGGACAAAGGUGGAUCCUGCUGUUCUGAUCGCAUCCUCAUUCCCAUCACUCAGAACACUUGAUUACUCUGGAUGGUGCCACUACCUGGUGGACUACUCGACACUUCCUCACACACUGACUGAGCUGACGACCCAUGAGACGCGACCAAUCGUAUCUUUCACUCAAGGUCUCCAUACAUUGGAUAUUCGAUGUGAGUCUGGCUUCCGAAUGACCAACACGACAUUGCCUCAAUCACUUCGAACACUGACACUAAGGAGCUAUCACCAUCCCAUUGAGGCCGCUUUGUUUCCACCAUCUCUAACAUCACUCAAUGCCAUCAAAUGGACACAUCCUCUUCAUCCAAACCAACUACCUCCUUCAAUACAAAUGGUGAGCAUCAUUCACAACCAUGAGAAUGGUGAUCAACAUCUGGAGCAGAUGUUGGCAUCGACAUCAUUGUUCCACAUCAAGAUUAAUAUACGAUCGAUUGGACGUGUGUUCGCCAUUGAGCUCUGUCGAAUCAGUGACACACUCUUCCUCAAGUAUGACAGGUCCAUUCUCAGUCAGGUCACUGAAUGCUCAUUCAUCGGCAUAGACUCCAUAAUGGCAAUGUACCAUAAAUCAAAAGUUGCGCCAACUUAA
Messenger RNA from Acytostelium subglobosum LB1, 1338 nucleotides. RefSeq lists its product as hypothetical. The coding region runs from base 1 to 1338 and encodes 445 amino acids. NCBI's taxonomy places the organism in Eukaryota, Evosea, Eumycetozoa, Acytosteliales, Acytosteliaceae. The transcript is spliced from 2 exons. The record is from RefSeq and is a predicted model, not a curated record.